AUGGGUCAUCACCGCCUGAACAAUAAUUCAAGUUCAUCCGAUACUUCGCUACUGUUGGUCAACAAUAAUCACUCAAAAAAUUUAGACAAACUUACAGUCACCCAGGUUGCAUCAGAUACAUCUAUAGAGAGUUCUGGAGAAAGUGAUCAAUUCAAAGAGAAUCCUUUUUUGGACCCUCAAGUGGAAGAGUACUAUCGCGACUUGUACACUAAGUCGGGAUAUGAGAGCUAUUCCGCAUUCGAUCCUACCUUUGAAUGGACAGAAGAAGAGGAGAAAAAGGUUAUUUGGAAGUUGAACUGGAGAGUUGUCUUCACUGCAUGUCUUUUGUUUGUGAGUUUACAGGUUGAUAGAGGUAAUUUGACACAAGCAGUUUCGGACAAUCUUUUAGAUGAUUUAGGAUUGAACACAAAUGAUUACAACACGGGUAACACCAUAUUCCUUGUUAGUUUCUUGGCGGCAGAAGUUCCUUCUCAAAUGAUAUCAAAGGCGUUGGGUCCAGAUAUCUUUAUCCCAUUUCAGAUUUGUGCUUGGAGUAUCGUUGCAAUGUCCCAAGCGGCAAUGAAGGGGAAAGCUGGUUUUUACGUUACCAGAUGUUUGAUUGGGGUGUUAGAAGGUGGAUUCAUUGCCGAUUUAGUGUUGUGGUUGAGCUACUUCUUCACUAGCAAAGAAUUACCAAUUAGAUUAUCUUGGUUUUGGACAACGUUAUCCUUGGUUCAAAUUGCAACGUCUUUAAUGGCUUUCGGUAUAUUGAGACUCAAUACAUGGGGGUGGCAUGGAUGGCAAUUCCUUUUCUUGAUCGAAGGUGGAUUCACUCUAGCCAUUGGUAUUGCCUCAUGGUUCUUGAUGGUUCCCAGUGCAGUGCAAACCAAACGUUGGUGGAAUCCCAAGGGGUGGUUUACCGACAGAGAAGAGAAAAUUGUUGUCAAUCGUAUCCUCAGGGAUGAUCCCACCAAAGGGUCGAUGAACAAUCGUCAAGCCAUUGGUCCAAGAAACUUAUUUCACUGUCUUAUUGACUAUGAUAUGUGGCCAUUAUAUAUUGUUGGUAUUGUUGCUUAUAUUGGUCUGGGUACUCUAGGAACAUAUUUUACAUUAACAAACCGACAAUUGGGCUUCUCAGUAUUUGACACAAACUUGUUGACCAUACCCUCGACUGUCAUUCACAUCAUUUUUCUUUUACUGAUAUCAUGGUUUUCAGAAAGAGUGGGUGAGAGGUCAUUAGUAUGUUUGAUUGCACCACUUUAUGCGACUCCUCUAAUUGGGGUUAUCAGGUUCUGGUCCGGCUCGGGAAAAGAUAUUUGGGCGACAUGGGUUUUGAAUACAUUAUACUUGGGACAGCCGUACAUCCACGCCAUUGUGGUGGCGUGGGUGUCAAGAAAUUCAAACUCAGUCCGUAAUAGGUCAAUUUGUUCGGCGUUAUACAAUAUGUUCGUUCAGUUAGGAGGUAUUAUAUCCAACAAUAUUUACCGUGAAGAUGACAGACCAAUGUACAAGAGAGGUAACAUGCAAUUGUUUGUGAUUAGCUUGAUACUUAUUCCAGUAUUGUUGUUGGUUAAAGCAUAUUAUAUCUGGAGGAACAAGAGCAGAGACAAAAUAUGGAAUUCGAUGACUGAGGAAGAGAAGCGCAUUUAUAGAGAAACUACAAAAGAUGAAGCUAACAAGAGGUUAGACUUUAGAUUCGAACAUUGA
Lodderomyces orthopsilosis Co 90-125 is the source of this 1686-nucleotide messenger RNA. RefSeq lists its product as uncharacterized. Gene Ontology annotation, biological process: transmembrane transport. The record is from RefSeq and is a predicted model, not a curated record. The coding region runs from base 1 to 1686 and encodes 561 amino acids. The transcript has a single exon. Gene Ontology annotation, cellular component: membrane. Gene Ontology annotation, molecular function: transmembrane transporter activity. Lineage: Eukaryota; Fungi; Ascomycota; Pichiomycetes; Serinales; Debaryomycetaceae.